CGGCGGUGAGUGAGACGGACGGUUACGCUAACCGGAGUACUGUGACAGCUCAGGCGUCGCGCCCGCUGUCAGAGAAUGCCGCGGCAAGCCAAGCCUUCCCAUUCGUUAAGUUCGAGCGAAAAAAUAAUCGUCUCACUAAGACGUUUCAUUUUUAGUCCUAAAACAUAACUGCAGUUCAUGCUAGAGAUCCUCCAAAAUGCCAGCGGGAGUGAAUGCGCAAGCUGCUGGGAUCCCAAUGUCCGAUGCUAUGGGGUCUUUCAAGAGGAGGAAGAGAAAGUCCAUCACUGUGACUGCAAUGUUGUUUGUAGUGUCUAUACUUAUUCUAGUCUUCGGCUUGGCCGCCACCACAAGGACACAGAACAUCACGGUUGGAGGCUACUAUCCUGGAGUCAUUCUUGGUUUCGGCUCCUUUCUCGGAAUCAUUGGGGCUCAUUUAAUAGAGAAUAAGAGGCAGAUGCUGGUAGCCUCCAUCGUCUUCAUCAGCUUUGGUGUGGUGGCUUCGUUCUGUUGUGCUAUAGUGGAUGGCGUUUUUGCUGCAAGACACAUAGACCUCCGACCUGUUUAUGCUGGUCGGUGUGAAUACUACUCCAGUGUAACAGCCUUUGAUUUGGAUGUUCACUGCCAGACAGCAUCACGUGUGUCAUGUAACCUGCGUGUGAAGAGUAAGACAUGCUACUGCUGUGACCUCUACAACUGUGGAAAAGAACAUCCUCUUUUGGGACUUCAGAAUAAAGAUGUUUUGAAAAAAUUUAGGAAAUCGUCCAUGAUUUGGAACAAUGUCGACCCCAGAGGAGGCUACCACGAGUACACAGAAGUGCAGAGUUGCCAAGACGUUGUGUACCUUUACCACCUGUUGUGGUCUGCCACCAUUCUCAACAUCAUUGCCUUCUUCCUGGGCAUCAUCACAGCAGCAGUGCUCGGAACCUUCAAGGACAUGAUGCCAUCUCCUGCCCCUGACACAUGUGAACCAGAUUCUCUGGCCACCCCAGCAGCCCCUGAGACUCAUGCCCCAACCACCCCUAACUCCUUCUACAACACUGCCCCCUGCCUGCCACCUUAUACUGCCUACGACCUCCAGGUCUCCAACAUGUUCCCUGACUCUUCUGGCCUAUCAGAUGACUCGCAGUCUGGAGCCAGUCACAUGUGGCCCACUAUGAUCCCUCCACGCUAUUCUCCUCCUUAUUAUCCACCUGAUGAUAAACCCCCACCGUACAGUCCUUAAGGGACACUACAAAGGUAGCAUUGAAAAUAUGCCCUAGGGGUUGAAGGGUAAAUGGGCAUACAUACCAUAAAAACAGUUCCUGCUGCUGUGGAGGGUCACUGCACAGGCGGUCCUGCUAUGAUGUGAUGUCUGCUGAAUGGAAGCAGAUCGCAGCUGCAGUACAGAACCAGGAUGUUCAACUCUACAGAGAUCUACAGUGAGAUUUCUGCAGUUGUCCAGUUUAGGAACACUAGGCAGCCUCACGACUCCAUGCUAUAACUUACAUCAAGACUGUUCACAAAUAUGCCUUAAAAGUGUCAUUAUGCUCCUGUCAUGAGUCUUGUCUGUGAGCUGUUUGGACACAGUGACUCUGCCACCAUGCAUCUCUUUCACUGUAUUAAGUGAAUGUUUCUAAAGUGGCACAGAGUGUGCUGUUUUUGUCUCACCUCAGCCAAAGAGGAACGAGGAGUCUUGUAUGUAUGUAUUGUCUUGUUCAUUUGCACUUUAUUGUACCUGAAUAUAACUGUAAAACAUCAAGCUAUAUAAUCCUUGUCAGUUCGGGCAGCUAAAAAUAAGCUUGUGGAGCCCAAAGCAUACUUUUAAUAUUCUGUCUAAGCAGGAUGCAACAAGUAAAACAUGGUCAUUUAUUCAACACCUCAACCAGGUACAAAUAAUAUGAAUUGUGCAAACAAUCAUGUUAUGUUCAAUCACCUUCAGUGUAAAUAUCCUUUUCCUGAUUUGCGAAUAAUCCUAUUACAAUGACUAAA
Molecule: messenger RNA, 1968 nt
Organism: Pangasianodon hypophthalmus (striped catfish)
Lineage: Eukaryota; Metazoa; Chordata; Actinopteri; Siluriformes; Pangasiidae
Gene: tmem255a
Product: transmembrane protein 255A
Exons: 10
Coding region: 197-1222 (341 amino acids)
Source: RefSeq, a predicted model, not a curated record